AUGAAUUCGUUUUCGAAUAUUAUUCUCAUCGUCUGCAUUGGUUCUGUGCUGACGAAUGAGCCGAUUACUUAUGUCAAUACAAAAAGUAGCGAUGGAAUUCUGACCCACUAUUAUCCACCUAAGUAUUAUAUAAAAUUGCAAAAUCCGUCACAUUUUGAGUACACCGACGGAUCAAAUCGCAUAUUUGUUCAAGUACCCGGUCUUGUCUUAUCGUUUCAUCAUCAAACCCCAAUGCUAUACGAAAUUAACUUUCAUGGCGAAUGUCGCAUUGACAGCCAACAGAGCUGGUUGUUUUUACGUAUACGAGUUGAUGGAAACUUAAUUAUGGGCAAUACUCUCGUGCCUAACAUGGCAAAUGAUACUCUCGUGGAUGGGACUUCUCUGCAUAGUAAUGCAAAUACGCCUGGAGCAGCAUUUCCGUGUUCGAAAAUAGACUGGAUUUAUUUAUCUGCAGGUACACAUGUCGUUGACGUUGUUGCUCGACUAGCUAAUUCAGGUCGAAUUGCCGGUGGAAGUUUGAAAAUUAAACUAACACAGUUUGAUAGUGCAAAUGACAUCAACUUGCCAAUAAUGACUCCGCAAACAAGAGCAGCUUGA
Adineta ricciae is the source of this 597-nucleotide messenger RNA. The record is from the annotation of a GenBank genome assembly. NCBI's taxonomy places the organism in Eukaryota, Metazoa, Rotifera, Eurotatoria, Adinetida, Adinetidae.